AUGGAGUUGUUAUAUAUAGUCAAAGCGUUAUUUAAUGGUAGUAAUAGUACAUCUACUACACCUCAACAACUGAAAGGUAAAAUAAUAACGGGGAAACCUCAAGAUUUAUCACCUCACGUGUUUAACGAUAUCAUAAUUAUAAAACAGCAGUUGAAACAAUAUGAUAACCAAUUUUAUAAUAAGUUAUUUAAAUUAUUAGAAGCAAAUCAUUCAAAAGAUCUUAAAGCUCUUCGAAGGAAAUACAAUAGAUAUACAUCUACUCCACAUGCUUCCACAGAUAUUGCACAAUAUCAAUUAGAAUUAUUCAGAUUAUACAAAUCACAUUUGGACGAUUAUAUCAAUCUUUUAAACUUCUAUAAGAAUAACUAUCACAAUUCAUUAUAUCAUUCAAAUAAACAACUAUUAAGUCUAGCUGCUAAUAUGGAAAUAGACGACGAUGAAGCCCCAGAUCAUUUAUUAGACCCCAUUUCAUUCAAUCUCUUCCAAGAUCCAGUUGUCACUCCUAGUGGUAUUACAUAUGAGAAAUGUCAUUUGGUUAAGCAUUUGAGACAAAAGGGAAAUUAUGAUCCUUUGAGUAGACAACCAUUGUUUGAAAAUGAAUUAUAUCCUAAUUUGAUCAUUAAAGAAGGUGUAGAGCAUUUUAAACAACUGCGUAGUAAUGCUAGAUGUGAAGUAGCCAAAUAA
Molecule: messenger RNA, 684 nt
Organism: Hemisphaericaspora subhashii
Lineage: Eukaryota; Fungi; Ascomycota; Pichiomycetes; Serinales; Debaryomycetaceae
Exons: 1
Coding region: 1-684 (227 amino acids)
Biological process (GO): protein quality control for misfolded or incompletely synthesized proteins; protein polyubiquitination; positive regulation of proteolysis
Cellular component (GO): cytoplasm
Molecular function (GO): protein-folding chaperone binding; ubiquitin protein ligase activity
Source: RefSeq, a predicted model, not a curated record